CACACUUAUGAACAUUCCUCAUUAAACAUGAAUACCUUCAUCAUCUUCUUCACUUUUCUCUUCCCUCUCUUACAUACAUCAACAACAGCACAACCAUGUCCCAUCACCAGAUGUGCCCAAAACCAAGUCCCCAUACGCUUCCCUUUCUACCAACAAGCCACUAAACACCCCCAAAACUGCGGCUACCCCGGCUUUAACCUCAGCUGCAAAACCCAAAGCACAACUUACCUCAGCCUCCCAUAUUCCGGCGACUUCUAUAUACGCGAUAUCAACUAUCUCGAUCAACUAAUAACACUUUACGACCCCAACAAUUGCCUUCCCAAUCGGCUUCUUACAUUCAAUAUAUCAGGAACUCCUUUUGUUAUUCCUUUCCAUGAAAACUAUACGUUCCUUACUUGUCCUAGUGAAGUCAUCAAGUCUCGGUUUGAUAUUAUUGAAUGUAUGAGUAAUUCGACGCAUUCGGUGUUGGCUACUUCUUCGAUGAGACUUGUGAGUUCGUUGGUGUCGUCGUAUUCGUGCCGUGUUGUCGUGGCGGCAUUGCCGGUUCCGGUUUCGUGGCCGGUUAAGGAGGACGAAGAGUUCACGGCUGAACUUGGUGGUGAUAUUCAAUUGACUUGGUAUGUACCUCAAUGUGGGGAUUGUGAAGCACAAGGUGGGAUUUGUGGGUUUAAAAGCAAUAAUAGUGACGAAAUUGAUUGUUUUCGUCGUCUUCCUGAAUCAAGCCAAACAGGCAAUGGUCUUAGAGUUUUCGGGAUCAUCUGCUUGUCAAUUGCUGUACCGGCACUUGCGUGCGCAACCGGGAUCGCCCUCUUCGCAUGCUGCUUCAGCAGUCGCAAUCAUGCUGGGGAAAGCCCCAUGCAACGGAACAACAGACCUGCGGCAGUGCUGCCGCAACCUGCGGUUGUCGUAACAGGGCUGGAUGAAUCCACAAUCGAAUCAUAUGAAAAGCUGGUGCUCGGUGAGAGCCGGAGAAUACCCGGCCCCAACGACAGCACUUGCCCUAUAUGCUUAUCUGAAUACCUUAGCAAAGACACUAUCAGGUGCAUACCAGAAUGCAAACACUGCUUCCAUGCAGAAUGUAUCGAUGAAUGGCUACGAAUGAACUCUACGUGCCCUGUGUGCCGGAAAUCUCCAACGGCAGAGGGUGCUACUCCACAUACCAACCCUGUUUGAUAUAUUACGAAUGAACACUUCUUGUAUUGUAUGUAUGCAAUCACAGUAGGCAUAAUAGUUCUUAUUCUUUUAUGCAUUCAAGAGAGUAGAAUAAGUAUGUUAAUGUGCAACCUA
Gossypium raimondii (Peruvian cotton) is the source of this 1287-nucleotide messenger RNA. Its product is annotated as putative RING-H2 finger protein ATL21A. Lineage: Eukaryota; Viridiplantae; Streptophyta; Magnoliopsida; Malvales; Malvaceae. The coding region runs from base 28 to 1173 and encodes 381 amino acids. The transcript is spliced from 2 exons. The record is from RefSeq and is a predicted model, not a curated record. Gene Ontology annotation, molecular function: polysaccharide binding.